Molecule: messenger RNA, 492 nt
Organism: Aureococcus anophagefferens
Lineage: Eukaryota; Pelagophyceae; Pelagomonadales; Pelagomonadaceae
Exons: 1
Coding region: 1-492 (163 amino acids)
Biological process (GO): translational termination; rescue of stalled cytosolic ribosome
Molecular function (GO): peptidyl-tRNA hydrolase activity; translation release factor activity; ribosome binding
Source: RefSeq, a predicted model, not a curated record
AUGCUGCUGUCCGCGCGCGCGACGCCGUUCCAGCUUGCGACGCGCUUCUUCGCGAGCGGCGGCGGCCGAGGCCGAACCUUUCUCGAUCGCCUGCGCGCCGAGCCCGGCCUCGUCAAAUUUCAGUUCUCUCGAUCCUCGGGACCGGGCGGCCAGAACGUCAACAAGGUCAACACGAAAGCGGAGCUGCGCCUGGACCUUCGCCGCGCCGUCGGCGCCGCGGCGCUCCCGCGAGACGUCGCCGACCGCCUCGCCGCCGCGGCCACCGUGACCACCGAGGGCGUCCUCGCCGUCGCGUCCCAGGCGCACCGCACGCAGAAGGGCAACCGCGAGGACUGCGAGGCGAAGCUCGCGGCGCUCCUCGACGACGCGUGGGAUCCGCCGAAGAAGCGGGCGCUCCGCGUCGGCAUCUCGGAGACGACGAAGCGGAAACGCGCCGAGGGCAAACGACGGCGGGGCGACGUGAAGUCGAACCGGGGCCGCGUCGACUAUUGA